This is a messenger RNA of Aspergillus chevalieri, 978 nucleotides long. RefSeq names its product deubiquitinase OTU2. The coding region runs from base 1 to 978 and encodes 325 amino acids. Gene Ontology annotation, biological process: protein deubiquitination. Gene Ontology annotation, molecular function: cysteine-type deubiquitinase activity. The transcript has a single exon. Lineage: Eukaryota; Fungi; Ascomycota; Eurotiomycetes; Eurotiales; Aspergillaceae. The record is from RefSeq and is a predicted model, not a curated record.
AUGGAGGAGCUACUGAGCAAGCAUCGCAAAGAGCAAAAAGACCUUCAAGCGCGCAUCACGCAGAAGAAAAAGUCCGCCACCAAAAAAACCCGCAAAGGAAUCAACGAUGAAUGCGACCGAAUUCAACAGGAGCUCAAUGAGAAGCAGCGCGCAGAAGUCGCAUUGGUGAAUGGCGAGGAUACUGCUGGAGUUGAUGGGGUCCAGGACCUCAGCAUUGCAGACCCUGUCGACGAAGACGGAGAGAAGAAUAGCUCGAACGACGCCCCCAAAGACACCGGUGUCUCCGAUACCACUUCCUUUUCGACUCCUUCGCAACAGCCCCCCGCGUAUACAAGAAAACCAAACCGACAGAAAGCCCGCCUUGCUCGACGUGCAGCGGAACAAGCGGCUCAAACAGAAAUUGCGCAUGAGGAGGCCGCUAAAUUGACCGAUCACCGUGCAAACGAGAAAGAAGUCAUGGAUGGUGUAUUUAAGCAAUUCAAUCUUAAGGAGAUUGAAGUGAACCCCGACGGACAUUGUCUCUACUCCGCCAUCGCCAAUCAGUUAGACGAGUCAGGACUCGGACUGAGACCUGAUCCGAAGAGGAUUGCCCUUCAAUCCACUACGGAGUCGCGGGUGGAGACAGUCUCUUCUCCAAAACAUGACGGCUAUCGCGCCAUUCGAGCAGUUACCGCCGAUUACAUCACUGGGCAUAAAGAUGAUUUCGAGCCAUUCAUGGAGGAGCCUUUGGACCAAUAUACUCGGAAGAUCAAGCUCACGGCCGAAUGGGGAGGACAGUUGGAACUGCUAGCGAUUGCCAAAGCCUAUGGUGUUGAUAUCAACGUCAUCCAAGGAGAUGGCCGUAUUGAGAAGAUCGAGUCUGGGGACAUGGAGAGCUUUGAUGAGGAGGAGAAAAACAAGCGUGUUAUCUGGCUGGCUUAUUACCGACACACUUAUGGACUCGGAGAGCAUUACAAUGCGCUCACCAAGCAAGCUUAA